AUACGGCCAAUGCUCUCGCUUUACCUCCCUCGGUGCACUCAACCGAACGUCUCAACGUGAAGUUCACGCGUCAACUCUCUGGACUUGGCGAAACUCUCGGCGCCGCCGAUACCCCCGGCGGGACUCCCGGCAAUACUUCCGGCGGUACUCCCUGCGGAACCUCAAAUAGGAUCCGCCUCCCGCUUAAGUCAAAGGGAGGCCCUCAGAGUACUGCGAUUCGCGAUAAUAUCUCUGAUUUCUUCUCUGGAAUCGCCGGGAGAAGCGCGUUCCCGUCGAGAAACGGUCCGAGGCCGUGAUAGGUUUUUGAGAAAUUUCAAGAACCAGACCCGGAUCGCCACCUCGGAGUCCGACGUAUCCCGGGAACACCUUCACGACCGCUCUACUUGAAGUUGACCUUGAAAUUCGACAUUGAAUGUCGCUCCCUCCCGCCAUCAUGCCAUCCCGGCCGCCGGUACCCUCGUCGUCGGUGACGGAUGAGUUCCGACAGUGCGCGGCUCGAUAUCCGCCAUUGGCGUCGCCGGCGAUGGAGGAGAAGACGCAGGAUACGAUCGUGCGCGCGUGUCAGUGCGCGGCACGAUAUCCGCCAUUGACGCAGGAUGUGAUCGUGCGCGCUGACGCCAAAGCCACUGGCUCGUCCGGGUCGCCGCCUCGGGACACGCCGCUCUCGCCCUUCAUGGCGGCGUCCGCGGCGGGACAUGCGUCGUCGGCGAUGGAGGAGAACAUGCAGGAUAUCGUGCGCGCCGACGGGUACUUGUGGCUCAAGUACGGGCAGAAGAACGUGCACAACAGCCACACCAUACGGUGCUACUACAAGUGCUACUGCUCCAAGAACAAGCCCCCCUGCCCGGCCAAGAAGACAGUCGACUACGACCGCCGCCUUCCCAUCUCAAUGUCCACCACACGAACCAACUACACCAACCCUCCCACAACCACCCCACUCCUCUGAACCGCUCUGGCGAUAACAAUAUCGCGCAGGGCUGCUCCCCCGACGCCGCGGAAUCGAGCUCGUGGAGCCUCGGCGGCAUGAGCAAUAUCAGCAGCAUCAGCGGCAUCAGCAGCAUCAGCAGCGUCACGCUGGCCUCACUCCCCAGCAACGAUCGCUCCCCUGCUGAAUUCGCUUCCAAUGGAGGCGCUGCUAGCCACGCUUCUCAAGCUAGUCCCACUCCCACCAAUCUGCGAUCGGACACGGCGGCUGGUGGUGGUGCGGCAGCGGCGGCUACUGCUGCUGCUGCUGCUGCUGCUGCCACGUAUGGUACAAAUCUCCAGCCGCAGAGCAGUGGGGAGUCGACUGCAUCUCUGACAGAUGCUCCCGCCGUUUCAUCCCUCCUCUUCAGCUCCUGCGAAGCGCUUACGGCUGAAGGCGGGAAUUCCGGCCAAUUCCUGGAGGAAACCAACGCUCACGAUGCAGGCUGGCCGUGCGCUAAGAGGGUCCGUCUGACACCCACUGAAGAGGCAACGUCCUCUGCAGGCUGUUCCCACCCCAGCAUGGGGUUUUUUGAGGCACUGCCUGCAGAUUUGGAGCAGCUGUGCGGCGCUGACUUUUGCAUCCCUGAGCCGUGCAGCCCUGCUGGAAUUGCUGCAGCGGAGGACUUUCUACUGGCUUUUCCGCCUGGCCUUACGAACGCCGAUACCUCGUUCCAGGAUCUUCUUCAGGAGGCGCCUUGGCUGGAAGCAGGAGAUGGGAGCCAAUGCUGGGGUUCCUCGGGGGAGUGUGGCAGUCUUGAUGGCCAAGGCUCUCACAGCGAGUCUUUUCCAUUGAAACGAGUUGCCUCGUGCAUGUGGGACGACGGCGUCGUGGGGGAAUUCCUUUGUGGGACUGUUAAGUCUGCAUCUGACAGAAGUCUCAGUUGGUUUUCGUUCAGUGGGCACGGUGACAGGCAUGAUAGCGGGCCAUGAUGUCGAGGCCUGGUAGAAGUGUGCACGGCGUUUUCAGCUUCCUGGGUGGGAGUGACUCCCUUAGCGUUUUCGACCUGAUUGGUCGUUAGUACUGAUUGUGCUCUUGAAAAGUAGGGGUGGUAAAUAGAGUUGUUUAGUGUAAGUAUCAUAAAAAGAGCCUCUUUCAUUUAG
Closterium sp. NIES-67 is the source of this 2067-nucleotide messenger RNA. The record is from the annotation of a GenBank genome assembly. NCBI's taxonomy places the organism in Eukaryota, Viridiplantae, Streptophyta, Zygnematophyceae, Desmidiales, Closteriaceae.